GACCGCUUUAAAAACCCUCCUGACCAUCCGAUUCAGCACGUUUUCCAGUCGAUCGUCGAGAUGAUGAACACUCGAGUGUGCUGCUCGUUGAUUGCUGUUUUGUUGUGUCUCUUUGUAUUCUUGAGCACAACAGAUGCUGAAGAAAAUGUCACAGGAAGCAAACUAGUGGCACAGCAAAUACAAGCAAAGCCAGGAGUAUGUCCUUUAUUCAGUCCUGAUGGAGCAGUGGACAAACCAUGUUUGAAGCUGUGUUUCCAUGACCGAAACUGUCCGGAUGAUCAGAAAUGCUGCAGCAGUGGAUGUGGACGACAGUGUAUGCCUCCAUAUAAAGAAAAGCCAGGAGUGUGUCCAAAAAUGAAUCUUAAAGAUUGUCUUGAGUUAUGUUCCCAAGACGGUCAAUGUCCGGAUGAUCAGAAAUGCUGCAGCAAUAAAUGUGGACAUCGGUGUGUGCCUCCAUAUAAAGAAAAGCCUGGAGUGUGUCCAAAAAUCCAAAUAUUUGGACCGUGUAAGGAGUUGUGUUCCCUAGACGAUGACUGUCUGAAUGAUCAGAAAUGCUGCAGCAAUGGAUGUGGACAUCAGUGUAUGGAUCCAUCUAAAGAAAAGCCAGGAGUGUGUCCAAAAAUUUAUCUUGAUGAUUGUCUUGAGUUAUGUUUCCAAGACGGUCAAUGUCCUGAUGAUCAGAAAUGCUGCAGCAAUAAAUGUGGACAUCGGUGUGUGCCUCCAUAUAAAGAAAAGCCUGGAGUGUGUCCAAAAAUCCAAAGAUUUGGACCGUGUAAGGAGUUGUGUUCCCUAGACGAUGACUGUCUGAAUGAUCAGAAAUGCUGCAGCAAUGGAUGUGGACAUCAGUGUAUGGAUCCAUCUAAAGUUAAACCAGGAGUGUGUCCCAGGAGAGGACCUGGAGUAGGAUUGUGUCAUGUGUUUGAGUGUGUCGAUGACAUUGACUGUCCGGUCAAUGAGAAGUGCUGCAGCACAAGAUGUGGACGUGAAUGUAAACCUCCAUUUACCCUUCCAGAAAAGCCAGGAGUGUGUCCAAGAAACAACGUAAUAGGAAUUUGUGUUGUGAGGGAGGAUAACUGUUUCAAUGACGGUGACUGCCCUAAUGAUCUGAAAUGCUGCAGUUAUGGAUGUGGACGUCAUUGUAUGGAUCCAUAUAGAGAAAAGCCAGGAGUUUGUCCAAGGAACAACGUAAUAGGAAUUUGUGUUGUGAGGGAGAACUACUGUUUCAAUGACGGUGACUGUCCUAAUGAUCAGAAAUGCUGCAGCAAUGGAUGUGGACGUCAGUGUAUGGAUCCAUAUAGAGUGAGACGUGAUCCAUGACUCAAACCAGAUAUGUGCUGAUCACUCUUCCCAUGAUGAUCAGUAUCCUGCCAGACAGAAGUGUUGCCCAACCACCUGUGGACAUGCAUGCAUCUCUCUCUGUUCUCUCUG
This is a messenger RNA of Carassius auratus (goldfish), 1428 nucleotides long. Its product is annotated as keratin-associated protein 5-1-like. The transcript has 11 exons. Gene Ontology annotation, biological process: innate immune response; antibacterial humoral response. Gene Ontology annotation, cellular component: extracellular region. Gene Ontology annotation, molecular function: serine-type endopeptidase inhibitor activity. Lineage: Eukaryota; Metazoa; Chordata; Actinopteri; Cypriniformes; Cyprinidae. Bases 61 to 1317 code for a protein of 418 amino acids. The record is from RefSeq and is a predicted model, not a curated record.